AUGGCGAGCUCAGAUCCGAGAGGAGAUGACAUCAUGGCCGCGAAGAGGCCAAGUUUCCAGUCCAAGCCAAGAUAUCGACAGCUAGUUGAUGAUCUGUCCGGGACUUUGUCCCCCGUAGUGAAGACAGCCUCGGCUGAUUCACUGGAUUAUUCAGAUGGAGUGUAUCCGUACGCCAUCACUUCCGGUCCGGAAGCUUCAAACUGGUUUGAGAUAAGGGACAAGAAAGGAGACACCGACAACAUCGCGCCGAGAACUCGACGAGAAGGUCUCACGCGCAUUGGCAAUGAUUGCCGCAAUCGGGAGCGCAUUUGGCUCAAAUGA
Messenger RNA from Phytophthora infestans T30-4, 321 nucleotides. RefSeq lists its product as uncharacterized. The transcript is spliced from 2 exons. Lineage: Eukaryota; Oomycota; Peronosporomycetes; Peronosporales; Peronosporaceae. The coding region runs from base 1 to 321 and encodes 106 amino acids. The record is from RefSeq and is a predicted model, not a curated record.